This is a messenger RNA of Herpailurus yagouaroundi (jaguarundi), 2436 nucleotides long. RefSeq names its product ubiquitin like 4B (gene UBL4B). The record is from RefSeq and is a predicted model, not a curated record. NCBI's taxonomy places the organism in Eukaryota, Metazoa, Chordata, Mammalia, Carnivora, Felidae. Gene Ontology annotation, molecular function: protein binding. The transcript has a single exon.
GCUGCCUGUGUGUGAUCAAGCUGGGCUCCGUGGUCCCCUCUGGCAAAUGGUGCCUCCGAGGUUGUGAGGAUUCGAUGCGGCGAGGCCCCCUGAUGCAGACACGGGUGGUGAACCGUUCUGUCCUCUCCACGCUCACCUUCCUGAACGCCUGAGGCCUCCCCCUGCUGGCGCCUGCAGAUCUCUGCCCAAGGGUUUUCCUCUGGUCACAGGAGCAAUGGCACUCGUGCAGGGCACGCAGCCAAGGGGUUAGCACCGCCACCAACCAAAGGCAGGGGCCCAAGCACACACAUUCGGGUGGUACCACUCAGGUGGACUCUACGCAGCCUUCCGGAGCACCCAGCAGGAUUGAAGCCUCCCGGUUACUCACGAGGGCAACCUGCUUCUUCCUUCAGCUCUGUCUUCCCUCCCUUCCUAGUCUCACCUCCUCACCUCCCUGCUGGCGCUUCCCGGGGCCUCCUCCCAGCUAAAUUCACGCCCUCGAAUCCCUGUCUCAGGGUCUUCUUCUGGGAAACCCAAGCCAAGGGAGCGUGUAAAGUGCUCGACAGGAAGAAGGCACUUGGUAAAUGUUAGCCGGCUCGCUAGACUGAAAGCUUCGUGAGGGCAGGAUGUAUCCAUCGCGACAGCAUCUCCCCCAUCCAGGGACAGGUCCUGGCGAAGAAGGCACCCCAUCCAUAUGUGUCGAAUGAAUCCACGAGGACGUGUUUCCUUUUGCCCUCUCUGCUUUGGGACCCUCCUGUUCCCUCUCCCGCUCUCCUUUCUCCGGGUCACGUCUUUUCUUUCCUGGCCCUCCUUUUCUCCUCUUCUCUCCUCCUUUCUCUCUUCAUGGAGAAACGAAGGGAGACAUGUCCCUCUAAUUUUGCCAAAGUCCCACUCUCAGAAUGAGCCCUCCUGUAGCAUUGUGACAUCACUGUGCAUUAGCCAAUGGCUGUCCAUUUGGGCUGCCCCCCCCCCCAGCCUCCGAGGGCCACCACCCCCCAUUGAUAGGAGAAGUCACCUGCUCCGGCACUGGCCCUUAACCCUCAGGGCAGCUGCAGAGUGGAGCAUGGAUCCCUCCUGAUUCCGUUCUUGGCCCGAUGUUCCUCACAGUCAAGCUGCUUCUGGGCCAGCGAUGCAGCCUAAAGGUGUCAGGGCAAGAGAGUGUGGCCAUGCUGAAGAAGCUGGUGUCGGAGCGACUGCAGGUGCCCGAGGAGCAGCAGCACCUGCUCUUCUGAGGCCAGCUUCUGGCCGAUGACAAGCGUCUCUCCGACUGCCGCAUCGGGCCCAACGCCUCCAUCAAUGUCAUCAUGCGGCCCUUGGCAAAGUCCGCUCCCGGGGAGGCCCACCAGCCCCAGCCCCUGUGGCACCAUCUGGGCCUGGUCUUAGCCAAACACUUUGAGCCCCAGGACACCAAGGCGGUGCUGCGGCUGCUGAAGCGGGAGCACCAGGAGCGCCUGCAGAGGAUAAGCCUGGGUGACCUGGAGCGGCUGGCGCAGUGCCUCCUGCUAGAGGAGCCGGUAGUGGCGCCCCCGGGGGAGAAGGAGCCUGAGGCCGAGACCUCGGCGCCCCAAGACAAGGAGGAGGAGGAGGAAGCAGAGGAAGAGGAGGCGAGGAAGGCUGAUCAGUAAACUGGCCCAUCCUACUCAUUUGCAUGUUCAAAUCCACCUGGUCUCAUCCUUCUGUGUUCCCUGGUGACUCCCCACUAGUUCCUGCUGAGGGAGAUGCGUCCACACCCCUUUCUGAAACUUCAGAGCAGCUGGACCCCUCUUUCCUCUCUUGGGUCUGUGGUACCCGCUCUGAGACACAGUAUGAUUCCGCCCCCAUUACCAUCCCUGACAGGGUUCUGAUCACCCCAUGGGUGGCCCUAAAGGGGUGGUCAAAGGCCACCUCCCCCUCCUGGGCUGGACACCCCCUAGGCAACCUGCCAGGCUGCAGAAAACCUCCUGCCCAGAGUCUCCAUGGCUUCUCCUUUGGGGCAGAAAGACAGAUAACGUGAGUUCAUUUUUGUGUGUCCCCAGGCCAUGGCACCUGCCCUCAGGGUGUCUGACAGCCAAGAGAUGAGGAAUGUCACCCCCUGUCCUCUGAGUGAGGCGAUCCUGCUGUCGCUUGUGCUUCCACAGCUCAAGGGGCAGGGCUAGCAGAGGCAGGGAGGCGGGGGGAACACCUACUGGGUGUCAGGCCUGGAUGCUUCGGGAGAUACACAGACCAAGAACAGCAGGAAACUGAGGCUUGGGCAGAAAAGGUGGUUUGCACAGUCACUCACUGUGGUCAGCGUGACAGACCCCUGCCUCACCCCCUGCCCCAAGUCUCACCCAACAGUGGGUGUCCCUGAGUCCCCCUUAUCUGCCCAGCACUCCCCGGGAGCAAGAAUGGUACCAGUCGACAUCCUUGCCCCCACAGAGCAUGCAGCCUGGACAGAGAGGGCAGAAAUGUGACAAAUAAAGCUGCGACAUGACCAUA